Molecule: messenger RNA, 5516 nt
Organism: Sardina pilchardus (European sardine)
Lineage: Eukaryota; Metazoa; Chordata; Actinopteri; Clupeiformes; Clupeidae
Gene: atp10a
Product: ATPase phospholipid transporting 10A
Exons: 21
Coding region: 229-5001 (1590 amino acids)
Biological process (GO): phospholipid translocation
Cellular component (GO): plasma membrane
Molecular function (GO): magnesium ion binding; ATP hydrolysis activity; ATP binding
Source: RefSeq, a predicted model, not a curated record
CCCCAGCUGCAACAGGAGAAAAAAAAGGCGAGAUGCACUAAAAGUUUCCAGGGCUUUAACGAGGGAAAGUAAAGGAAUCACAGAAAUGUGCGAAAAGGAGUAUUCAUUGUAGAUCACGAUUUCGGUUUUCCUUCUGAAAGGACAGAGAUAAGAAUGAUUACAUAGUAUCUGCCUGUUUCAGAGAACGGAAAAGAAACAAAAGUUUGGAGAGUUUGGGGUAGCCUAAGUAUGGCGCGAGAGGUUGAAGAGACCGAAGUCAAAGGUUCCAAAGUAAAGAAGCAGAAGAGAAGGAAAAGCAAGAAAGAAGGCAAAACCAGGACUGUACACGCAAAUUUACUUUAUGAUAACGCCAAAGGAGAAGAUAACCCUAACAGACACUAUGCAAACAACAAGAUUAAAACAACCAAAUAUACGCUACUCUCGUUCUUACCGAAAAACCUUUUCGAACAGUUCCACCGAUUUGCCAACGUGUAUUUUGUUUUUAUAGCUUUAUUGAAUUUUGUGCCGGUGGUAAAUGCCUUUCAGCCAGAGUUAGCGCUGGCCCCAGUCGUCUUUAUUUUGUCUGUUACUGCAAUUAAGGAUCUAUGGGAGGAUUACAGGAGACACCGCUCAGAUAAAGAAAUAAAUCAUAUGGACUGUCUUGUCUAUAGCAGGACCGAUAGAUGCUACGUGGAGAAGUACUGGAAGGAAGCGCGCGUGGGAGACUUCAUCCGGCUGCGCUGCAACGAGAUUGUGCCGGCCGACGUGCUGCUGCUCAGCACCAGCGACCCUGACCGCCUGUGCCACAUCGAGACGGCGACGCUGGACGGCGAGACCAACCUGAAGCAACGGCAGGUCAUCCGAAGCUUCCUUGACCUGGAUUGUGAGUUUGAUCCGUUCAAAUACAACAGCAUUAUUGAAUGUGAGAAGCCCAACAACGACCUUAACAGAUUCCGGGGUUACAUAGUCCAUCGCGGCGGCCGGAGAGAUGGUCUUUACAAAGAGAACCUGCUACUCCGGGGCUGCACCGUCCGUAACACAGAGGAGGCCGUCGGGAUCGUCAUCUAUGCAGGUCAUGAGACGAAAGCCAUGCUGAAUAACAAUGGGCCUCGGUACAAGCGCAGCAAGCUGGAGCGACAGAUGAAUGUGGACGUGUUCUGGUGUGUCAUCAUCCUGCUCGUCAUGUGCCUCUUCACUGCCAUAGGUCACGGGCUUUGGCUGUUUCAAUAUGGAGAUAAGCGGCCCGUUUUUGAUGUCCCCAGCCCUGAUGGAAUGGACUUAUCACCUGUGCUGUCAGCCAUUUAUCUGUUCCUCACUAUGAUUAUCGUCUUCCAGGUGCUGAUCCCAAUCUCCCUGUUCGUGUCCAUUGAGAUUGUCAAAAUCUGCCAGGUGUACUUCAUACACCAGGACAUGGAUCUGUAUGACGAGGAGACAGAUUCUCACCUGCAGUGCAGGGCUUUGAACAUUACAGAGGACCUGGGCCAGAUGCAGUACAUAUUUUCUGACAAAACCGGCACACUGACUGAAAACAAGAUGGUGUUUAGACGUUGCACUGUGGCUGGAGUGGAGUACUCCCAUGAUGCCAAUGCAAAAAGGCUGGCCAUGUAUCAGGAGGUGGAUUCAGAGGAAGAGGAUUGCACGUCCCAUGGCGGAACUUUGCCAAGACGUGACAGUGUGACGAGCCACCAGAGUGGCAAAGUGGUGCUUCGCUCUCAGAGUACCAAAUCUCACCGCCGCACAGGAAGUCGCGCCGAGGCCAAGAGAGCCAGCAUCCUCUCCAAGCACACUGCCUUCAGCAGCCCCAUGGAGAAAGACAUCACCCCAGACCCACAGCUCUUGGAUAAAGUGAAUGACGGCGCCAGCCAAAUGGAGGUCAUGCGUUUCCACAGCCAGUCUCUCAGCCAGAUCCCCUCUGACCUCUGCGACAUCAUUGACUUCUUCAUCGCGCUCACCAUCUGCAACACUGUGGUCGUGUCCUCCCCCAACCAGCCCAGACAAAAGGUGCGGAGGUUCGAGCUAAAGUCCCCUGUAAAGACCAUCGAGGACUUCAUCAAGCGAUUUACACCCAGCCGCCUGACGGGCUCCAACAGCAGCAGCCUGUCCAGCCUGGUCACCAACCGCUCGUCCUUCCACCGCGGCUGCUCCAGCGUCCUGUCCUCGCCUUCCGCCGAGAGCACGCUCACCAAGCUGGACGAGGAGCGCCGCACCGCCGCCAACACCAACGCCAACGCCACCAGUAGCCUGGACCACGCCUUCAGCCCCGUGCCGGCGUCCGUGGACGGGGCCAAAUCUGGGCCCUGGGCAGCGGCAAUGGCGGAGGGGGAGCUGCGCUACGAGGCAGAGUCACCAGACGAGGCGGCGCUGGUAUACGCGGCCCGGGCCUACAAGUGCUCCCUGGUGGGCCGGCUGCCGGACCAGGUGACGGUGGAGCUGCCUCACCUGGGGAAGCUGACCUUUGAGCUUCUGCACACGCUGGGCUUUGACUCGACCCGCAAGCGCAUGUCGGUGGUGGUCAAGCAUCCGCUCACUGACCAGAUCACCGUUUACACGAAAGGAGCCGAUUCAGUUAUCAUGGACCUCAUCAAACCACCUCCUACAGACAACCCCAAAGGAAAGCGCCAGAGGAAAAUCUUACACAAGACCCAGAACUAUCUGAACCUCUACGCCGCUGAUGGGCUACGAACCCUCUGCAUCGCCAAAAAGGUCAUGAGUAAGGAGGAGUAUGCCCGGUGGCUGCGGUGCCACCUAGAGGCUGAGACGGCCAUCCAGGGCAGGGAGCAGCUGCUGUUUGAGUCGGCCCUUAGACUGGAGACCAACCUGCACCUCUUGGGAGCAACUGGCAUUGAGGACCGGCUCCAGGACGGCGUCCCCGAGACCAUCGCCGCCCUGAGGAAGGCCGGCCUGCAGAUCUGGGUGCUGACGGGAGACAAGCAGGAGACGGCCAUCAACAUCGCGUACGCCUGCAAGCUGCUGGACCCCGAGGAGGAGAUCAUCACCCUCAACGCAGACUCCCAGGAGGCCUGCGCCGUGCUGCUGGAGGAGAGCCUGCACUACAUCCAGUCCAAGUUCCUGUGCGGCGCCUCGCCCCCCACCCACCCGAGUGCCACCAAGCAGCAGCAGCAGCAGCAGCAGUUCGGCGCCUUCCACCUGUCCCCGUUCCCCUGCUCCCCCGCCAAGGCGUCGUCCUCCACCUCGUCCUCCUCCUCGUCCGCGUCGUCGGGGCCGUUCCUGGUGCACCGGCUGGGCCUGGUGAUCGACGGGCGCACGCUGGCGUACGCGCUGGAGCGCAGCCUGGAGGACAAGUUCCUGGCGGUGGCGCGCAGCUGCCGCUCGGUGCUGUGCUGCCGCUCCACGCCGCUGCAGAAGAGCAUGGUGGUCAAGCUGGUGCGCAACAAGCUCAAGGUCAUGACCAUGGCCAUCGGUGAUGGAGCCAAUGAUGUCAGCAUGAUCCAGGUUGCUGACGUCGGCGUGGGCAUCUCUGGACAGGAGGGAAUGCAGGCAGUAAUGGCCAGUGACUUUGCCAUGCCCCGCUUCCAGUACCUGCAGAAGCUGCUGCUGGUUCACGGUCACUGGUGCUACUCCCGGCUGGCCAACAUGAUCCUCUAUUUCUUCUACAAGAACGCGAUGUUUGUGGCGCUCAUCUUCUGGUACCAGUUCUACUGCGGCUUCUCCGGGUCGGCCAUGGUCGAUCAGUGGUAUCUGAUCUUCUUCAACCUGAUGUUCUCGGCCUUCCCGCAGCUCAUCACCGGCACGCUGGACAAAGACGUGUCCGCGGAGACCCUCCAGGAACUACCUCAGCUCUACAUGAGCGGCCAGAACUCGGAGGAAUAUAAGCCAUACAUGUUCUGGAUGAACAUGAUUGAUGCCUUUUAUCAAAGCCUUGUCUGUUUCUUCAUUCCCUAUUUUGCGUAUGCUGACUCGAAUGUGGACCUGUUCACGUGGGGAACCCCCAUCACCACACUGGCUUUGUUUACCAUCCUUCUCCACCUGGGCAUUGAGACAAAGACAUGGACGUGGAUGAACUGGGCCUCCAUCGCGUUCAGCGUGGCGCUCUUCUUCACGGUGGCCCUGUGCUACAACGCCUCCUGCCCCACCUGCUACACCCCCUCCAACCCCUACUGGACCAUGCAGAGGCUGCUGGGAGAUCCGCUCUUCUACCUGCUGUGCUUCGUCACGCCGUUCACCGCCGUGCUGCCCAGAUACUUCUACAGGGCUUGUCAGGGCUCACUGUUCCCCGGCCCUGUCCAGGUCGGGAGGCAGCUGGACAAACUCCCAGCCGAGACGCGCAGGAACCUCCUGAGCCUGCAGUGGAUGAAGGCGGGCUCGUUCGGCUCGCUGUUUGGGCCCCGGCCCUCCUUCUUCCCCUUCCCCAGGGGUUGCGGGCCGCGGUCACGGCAACCCCACCCCAGCUCGUCUUCGUCCUCCUCGUCUUCGUCGUCCGCUUCCUCGACCUCCAAGAAGCCCGAGGCGCCGGACAGCACUCUCAACUCGAACAGCCCGGAGACGUGGAGCAGCUGCCCGAGCGCCAAGCCAGCGGUCAACCAGCACACCACCAGCGCUGGUGGCGUCGAACCGCAGGACAGCAGCGGGCAGCCGCACAAGCCGAGGUCAGGCUGCCCCCCUUCCUCCCCUUCCCCCUCCGCCUCCUCGCCCCACCCAGACAGUAAAGGGGAGCCUCUGGUCCCCCCCACAGACACAGACACCCUGCCGUACACCAAAGAGCCCAAGCGGGCCAGGGGGACGCCGCCUCCGUCGUCGCCGGACCCCCCCGCCUUCGAAGUGGUGGAGCUGCCGACGGACUUUAGGCCGCGUGGCUGGAUGACCUCCACGCCACUGCUGUCGCCGGAGCCAGCGCCCCAGCACGAGGGCACAGCUGGCAGCGCUCAGGGCACAGCCCAGAGGCGGGACUAUGAGGGUGAGGCCAGCCCCAUGCACAGGCUCCUCCCCAAAGAGGGCGGUGCUUGUCGUGCCCAGGGCUCAGACUGUGAGAAAGAGCACGCCCUCAAAACGACUCUACUCUGAUGCCUUCAACUCAUCCCACGUUAUGCAGAUUCCGUUUUGCACGUUAUUUCUAAGAAAUUUUUAUUCUAUUUUUCUGGAGGUUUAUUUUAUAAAAGCUAUAGAUAGGUACUAUACAUGAUAUAUGCAUUUUAUAGAUGUAAAAACUAAAGCCAAAUAAGGAGAUAAUUUGUGAGAUUUAGCUUAUGCUUCUGCAACUAGAGUGUAUCCAUGUAUGUUUGUGUGGUUGUGUGUACUUGUGUGUGUGUGAAUGUGUAUGUUUUUAACGCUGGAAUGUUUUGUUUUAUUUAAGUUCCAUCUCAGAACUGGAGGCGGUGUUUGUUUCUGUUUCAGCCUAAGCAAAACCAUUUUGUUAUCAGUGUGUUCAGAUGUUCUUGUUCUGGCUUUGGCUUUGAAUUCUGCACAUGUUUGCAGACCUUGGCUCUGGAUUCGCUUCAGGAUAGCACUCCCUUUAGGGGUCGGUCUCUCUCUCUGUCUCUCUCUCUUUCUUUUUCUCUCUCUCUCUCUCUCUCUCUCUC